AUGUCCGCGCCACCACGACCCACUUCCCCCGCUCCCCUUCCCUCUGCUCUACCACCACCUCCACCACUGCCCUGGCACCAUACCGCUGUCAUCUACCACCUCUACCCCUCCUCCUUCUUCUGCCCUCCCGGCUCUCCCACUCAGCAUACUGGCUCAAUUCGUGGCAUAAUCCAGAAGAUCCCAUACCUCAAGUCCCUCGGCAUCGACGCAAUCUGGCUAGGUGCAUGCCAUCUCUCCUCCGGAAUUGACAAUGGCUAUGAUGUCGUCGAUUACCGCCGAAUUGAUCCGCAGUAUGGCACCGUGGCGGAUCUGGAAGAGCUAAUCUGGAAGUUGAAAGAAGUGGGAGUUGGAGUCAUUAUGGAUAUGGUUGUUAAUCAUACUAGUUGGGAACAUAAGUGGUUUGAGGAAAGUAAAAGGAAAGUGAAUGGGAAGGGGGAUUGGUACUUCUGGCGUAAGUCGAGUUCGGAGAGGGUUGUGAAAAGACUCCAGGAAGAUGGAACGGAAGUUGAGGAAGUCAUGCGAUUGCCGCCGAAUAAUUGGGCUUCGAUUUUUGGAGGUUCGGCGUGGGAGUAUGAUGAAGUGAGAAAAAAGUGGUUUCUGCAUAUUUUUAGUGAAGGGCAGCCGGAUUUGAAUUGGAACUGUGUGCAUGUGAGGAAGGCGAUUUAUGAGGAGAUGAGGUUCUGGGUUGAGAAGGGGGUUGUGGGUUUUAGAUUGGAUGUCAUCAAUUUGAUUUCGAAAAUGGAGCAUCUGGAGAGGCAGAAUGUGAGGACAGUAGGAGAAGGAGAGGAGGAGGUCGACAUGCUGGAUCCGAGGCCGGCGUAUGAGUACUAUUGUAAUGGGGACAGGGUGCAUGAGUUCUUGAGGGAGAUGAGGAGGGAGGUCUUUGGGGUGGAAGAGAAGAAUGGGGGCGGAGCAGAUGGAAAGAGCAAAAUCUUACUGGGAGAAGUGAUUGUGACUUCUGAGCCGGGAGCUGUUCGGGAAUACAUUCUGCCCGAAAGGAAAGAGCUGGACAUGCUCUACCAAUACGACAUCUUCGACCUCGACUCCCUUCAGGCGAACGGCAAAUUCUCUUCUCCGGAUCCACCUUUGACACAGAAGCAGCUCAUGCAUAUGUUGAAGAAGACAAUCGCUCAUUGGCAGCGAGAGCUCAGCUACCAGCGGACCGAAGGUGGCUGCGGGACGAUUUGGCUUGAGAGCCAUGACACUGCGCGGUCCGUUUCCAGGUUCGGUGGCAACAUCGUCAACAAGAGCGACGAGAACAGGAGAAAGUACAGGUAUAAGGUGGCAAAGAUGCUGGCUCUGCUGGAGUGUACGCUGGGAGGGACCUUGUUCAUCUACCAAGGCCAGGAACUCGGCAUGAUGAACUUGCGAGACGAUGUCAGUAUCUCGGAGUAUCCAGAUGUCGAGACGAAGAAGGCAAGAGAGGAUGAGUAUGCUAAAAGAAAGCGUGACACUAUUGCUGCCGCUCAACUUGGUCCGGAGAAGAAUCGAACGCACGAGCUUGAGAUCGAUAUGUCCGACUUUGAAGCCCAGCUCCGCCUCAAAGCCCGCGAUCACGCAAGAAUGCCUCUUCCUUGGGUGCCUGCUUCAGAAGCGCAACCUCACGCUGGAUUCUCCAGUGCACCAAGGGAGACCAAGAUGUGGAGUCCAAUGAACACGGAUACGCAAGAGUGUAACAUUGCCGACCAGGAGCGCAACCACGAUAGUGUGCUGAAGUUCUGGAGGAAGCUGAUUCGGUUCAGAAAGGAAAGAGCAAGCACUGUGGUGGUUGGUGAUUUCGAGCCCGUCGAAGCGACGAUUGGAGAUGAGGCAAUACCGGUUUUUGCGUAUUGGAGAAAAGCGAACGAUGACGGAUUCGAGAUUGGCGACGCUAUGCUAGAGGACGAUAGGGACUUGUUGGUCGUGAUCAAUAUGACUGCUGAACAAGAUGUGCCUUUCAAGCUGCCGAUAGGAUACAUCUGCUCGGGAUGCAGGAGCGAGGAUGGUCACGGGCGAGACGUCAUGUUCGAUCCUGUGGUGACAACAGCCGAGGCCAGGUGGCAAGAUGCUGACGGAUGGUUGAAAAGCGGACAGGAGAUCAACCUUGGCGCAUUCGAGGGAGUGGUCUUUGCGUGCCAAUGA
This is a messenger RNA of Cercospora beticola, 2121 nucleotides long. RefSeq lists its product as uncharacterized. Gene Ontology annotation, molecular function: alpha-amylase activity. NCBI's taxonomy places the organism in Eukaryota, Fungi, Ascomycota, Dothideomycetes, Mycosphaerellales, Mycosphaerellaceae. Gene Ontology annotation, biological process: oligosaccharide catabolic process. The record is from RefSeq and is a predicted model, not a curated record.